Molecule: messenger RNA, 2232 nt
Organism: Leptopilina boulardi
Lineage: Eukaryota; Metazoa; Arthropoda; Insecta; Hymenoptera; Figitidae
Product: protein FAM76A
Exons: 6
Coding region: 371-1357 (328 amino acids)
Source: RefSeq, a predicted model, not a curated record
CGCUUCUUGUUUAAUGGCCGCCUAAGUUAGUGUUAGAAGAAAAUUCGGGGAGUAUAUUAUCCAAACAGCCGGGGGUGUAAAUUAUAAUAUUUCUUUUAUUGUGAACAUAUUUUUAAUUUAAAAAAAAACAACUAAAUAAUGUUAAAAAGACUUUAUUGUUAAUUACUUUUAAAUUAUUUGAAUUUAAAAUUUAGUUCGUUGGAAAAAAAAACUCUACGAUCAGAAGAGUUUGUUUUCUCAUUCUCACGGAAGUGUUCGCGUUUUUAUUCUCAAAAUUAAAAGUUUUCUUUAAAUUUUCAUUUUGCUUAAAAAAAAAAAAAGAAAGAAAAAACUCAAUUUCUCCUUGAAACGGAGAAAAGAAAAUAGAAAAAUGAGUUCAAAUAAUGUUCAGGCAUUGUUUGCCUGUUCGAGAUGUUUUUCACGACAUCCCUUCGAGGAAUUAUCACCAGGACAACAACUUUGUAAGGAAUGUCGAGGAACAUUUCCGGUAGUCAAAUGUACCUAUUGUCGAUCGGAAUUCCAGCAGACAGUAAAAGGAAACACGAGCACAAUUUGUAAAAAAUGCGAGCAAAAUGUGAAAUCUUAUGGAAAACCAUCGGCUUGCGAAUAUUGUAAUACAAUUGCGGCCUUUAUUGGCAGUAAAUGUCAGCGUUGCACAAAUUCUGAAAAACGAUAUGGACCGCCAGUGACUUGCGAGCAAUGCAAGCAAAAAUGUGCCUUCGACCGACAAGACGAAGACAAAAAGGUGGAUGGAAAACUUCUCUGCUGGCUUUGUACGCUAUCAUAUAAACGAGCGCUGGCAAAAACGAAGCAAACGGAAUCGGAGAGAAGAGCACACUUGAAAUUGGCUCAACAACGAGCCGCUAAGCACAAAGAACAAAAAUUAAAGGGUCAUAAUAAGAGACCGCAACGUGUUGAUGUCACGAAACUACCACCUCAAACUGAGCCAGAGUCUAAUGGACCAACGCCGGUGAAAAUUGCCCGAUUGGCCGGAGUUCACGAUCCUCACGAUCCAAAUAUUUCCGAUCAUGUCGUUGCUGUCACUCAACUCAAAGAAACAAUAGCUAAUUUACAAAAGCAAAUUACUAUACGCGACAGUCAAUUACUAACCAAGGAUAAAAUGAUUCAUGAAUUGAAGGCGAAAAAUUUCACCGCCGAAAAUGAAUUACGCAAUAAAAUGAAAUCAACGGAAAAAGAAUACGAGGCAAAAAUAUCAUCGAUGCAAUUGAAAAUAUCAAAUUUGCUCAAAGAAGUGGCAACAUUGUCAAAAAGUACAAAACGUGAUAGAAUUGCAGCGACAAAAAAUGAGGCAAAAAGUGAAAACAGUGGAAGUGGUACCGACAGUCCUGUACCAUGAGACAACAACAUCAUAGAACAAUAAUAAUUGAUUUUUCUUCUUCUUCUUCUACUCUUCUUCUUAUUUUGACAAAAAAAAUAAAAACAUACACAAAAAACAUAUUACAAUAAAACAAAAAAAAAAACAAUGACAAAAAAACACCAUAUUCUCAACGGCUAUUCAAAUUUGGAACUCUGCGAAUUUAUGAAGAAGGUUUAGUAACAUUUUUUUUACUUUGUAAGAACAAUAAUUAAUUAAUUUUUUUUUUUUAGUGAUAAUUACCUUUUUUUAGCCUAUUUAAACAAAUUUCUUUUUUUUGUUUAAUUUCUCGUCUCUAGUUAUUGACUAAUUAAUAUUUGAUUUUAUGUCUCGCUGGCAUUUAGAUAAUUAUUUGUACUUAGGUUGCAAUUUUUUUUUGUUCUCGAAAAAAAAAAAUUCUCUUUUUAAAUAAGAAAAUUUUAUCUUUCAACAUUUCAUUGUUAUUUAUUGCUUCCGUCGAUGAUACAUAUAUAUAUAAAGAAAAAAAAAAAGGUUGUAUUAUUUUUCUAAUUAGUUUAGAAAUAUCGAUGGACAAAAAUGAUAUGUUGGAUGAUUGUUUUUCUUUUUUUAAUAUUUGGCUUACGUUUAAUUUCUUUUUUUUUCUGAUAAUUAUUGAAUCAGCGAAUUUAACAAUAAUGAAAAUGAAAAGAAAAAAAAAAGAUUAACGAUGAAUUUAAGAAAAGAAAAUCUAUGUCUUCUCCCAAGGUUUAUCCUUGAUUAGAAGUACGAUAACUACGAUAUUUUACUAUUUAUAAGUACUGUAAACCACGAAAAAAAAACCUGAUUAAAACCUUAAAAAAAAAAAAAUUACGGUGAUUGUAGGAACAAUUUUCAAUAAAAUUAUCAAAAACUUUGAA